AUGUUGCUGAAUGCGUUGAUAUCCACCGGUAUAAUAUUGAAUCUCAUCUCUGAAAUCGAUUGUGGAUGCUAUCAGAAGAGGUUAUGUUGCCCAGGAAGGAAUCUCACUUGUGUGGGUUUCGAAGAUGGCAUUGAGCACUUGCCCAUCUACCGUACACAUCUCCAGAAUCCAGCCCAAUCCCCCACCUCAACUUCAAGCACCUCAACAUCCACAUCAACGUCUACAACGGACCCACCCACCGUUCACUUCGUUUAUGAUAGUCUAAAUGUUGAAACUAGAUAUCCAGAUACUCUUAUCGAACAACCCGAAGGAAGUGGCAAUGAUUACUAUGCGAAAUACGGUGAACAAAUCCCUAUUGAUGAAAUGCCGUUCGAACCAACCGAAUUCACAAUCCCUUUCCAACGCUACGGCACCACACUGGCGCCGUCAUUCAAGAAGAUCGUCUUCGGAGAGCCGUUCUUUGCCAGUGAGCAUCCACCUGAAAUAAUGCGGUACCGUGGUCGUCAUUUACUCUUACGGUUUGCUGUUUGCUGUGCUAAUAACCAUCUUCAAAUGAUCGAAACGCUCGUUUUUGAUGCACAUUCUCUUGAUACCUCCAUAUGGAACUGA
Messenger RNA from Anisakis simplex (herring worm), 609 nucleotides. The record is from the annotation of a GenBank genome assembly. Lineage: Eukaryota; Metazoa; Nematoda; Chromadorea; Rhabditida; Anisakidae.